Closterium sp. NIES-67 is the source of this 1617-nucleotide messenger RNA. The record is from the annotation of a GenBank genome assembly. NCBI's taxonomy places the organism in Eukaryota, Viridiplantae, Streptophyta, Zygnematophyceae, Desmidiales, Closteriaceae.
UUGUCAGGGAUGAGGACAAUGUGACAGGACAGGACAGGAGUCACAGGGCUGGAGGAUCCAUCCAUGCUGCGAAGACGUUGUGAAGAAUGACCAAAUUAGAUGAUGUGCGCUGAUCGGAUCAGUAUAAGUCGCUAAUUCCCUGACAGCACGCGAUAUCCGCCCAUCCUCGCUCCCCUCCUUAGCUUCUCGCGCUGCCUCCGCUCCCCGGGAGAGGGACGACCUAAACGGGCCGUUGUGUUUUGAGUCGACUAAAAUUGCAGCCCGUGAUAUCCAACCAUGGCCGAGCCUAGAACUGUCGGCCGCUCCCCCUCGCUCCCCUCCUUAGCUUCUUCCCCCGCUCCUUCCGCUCCCGCCACGAAACCCGUGGGAAGGUCAUCCUCGAAACGCGUAGGCCCGAUAUAUCUACUAGUGCUUCCGAUCGUGUUCUUUCUCGGAAUUCUGAGUGGGGGAUGGACCUGUCAGCGCGGCUACUGGCAACGAGUGAUGUCAUUAGAUAAAGAUCAUUAUAAUGAUGCAAUUUCGGUUAAUUCCACCCUAGAUUCUGCAGCAAGUUCCGUGGUUGUAGAUUCUGCCGGCCAUGCAGCCAAUCAGAUCGCAGCUUCGACUGCCGUCCAUGACGAUCAGUCAAAAUCUUCCGUUAGAUCCUCGCCGUCCAUUAAGGCUAAUGUUUCUGACCAGCUUCUAGAUUCAGAUACCCUGCUUCGAUAUAAGGCAGGGAUGGUGGGUCUUAGUGAGUCAUCCGUCCAACCUCCGAAGCUCGCCUUCCUGUUCAUGACACGUGGCCGUCUCCCAUUGGCUCCCUUCUGGGAAAGGUUCUUCAAAGGCCAUGAGGGUUUCUUUUCGAUAUACAUCCACACGGCUCGCGAGUUUCGUUAUAAGCCGGGGGACCUUCCAUCCGCGUUUGAAGGCGCGCAUAUACCGAGUCAAGACGUGCACUGGGGCGAGAUCAGCAUGGUGGACGCUGAGAGACGUCUCCUAGCCAAUGCUCUCCUCGACCCCGGCAACUCGCGCUUCAUCCUCGUUUCCGAGUCCUGUGUGCCCCUCUUUAACUUCACAUUCGUUUACAAGUACCUCCUGGCCUCGCCUGAAGCCUACGUUCGCUUGAAGAACGAGCCGGGGGUGAAUGGGCGAGGGAGGUGGAGGAGGGAGUUUUUGCCUCUAGUGAAGCUGGAGGACUGGAGGAAAGGGGGACAAUGGUUCGUGGUGGAUAGGGAAGCGGCUAGAAUUAUUGUAGCGGACGAGAUUUUUUAUCCUCUUUUUAAGCGGUUCUGCCGGCCGCCAUGUUACGCGGACGAGCACUACAUGCCAACGAUGCUGAAGGUGCUUAUGCAGGGAAAUGUGGCGAACAGGACGGUUACUUGGACGGAUUGGUCCAAGGCAGGGGCUGCGCAUCCCGCGCAGUUUGGUGCGGGUCAGGUGACGGAGAAGCUUAUAGCGAGGAUGAGAGGGCCUCCCAGCUGUAGAGUAGGUGAUGAGGGUGUUCCUUGCUUUUUGUUCGCCCGAAAAUUGAUGCCGGGUGCUUUGACAGAGCUGCUUCAACUGGCUGACUUUAUGGGGAUGUGAUUAUGCCUGCUGUUCCAUCUCAUGUCUGCUCAUAUCUCAUCCGUUAUUGCUUUU